AUGGGUCUGCGUAUUACUACUUGGAAUGUGAACGGCAUCAGGUAUGUUGCGCCUGAGCUGGGCUGCAGGCCGCCUCCCAGCUCUCUGUCUUACACAUAUCGAGAGGGAUACGGACCCAAUGGCCAUGCCAUGUUUGACAUCCUGGAGGCGGACAUUGUCAUCAUGCAGGAAGCCAAGAUCCAGCGGAAAGAUCUGACGGAUGACAUGGUGCUGGUUUCCGGCUGGGACGUCUUCUUCAGCUUACCCAAAGACAAGAAAGGGUACUCGGGAGUUGCAGUAUACACGAGGAACUCAAAGUGUUGUCCCAUCCGAGCCGAGGAGGGCCUGACCGGAGUGCUCUGCGCCCCUAAGUCUACAACCAAGUUUCGAGACCUCCCCGCCGAUCAACAAAUUGGCGGAUAUCCCCGCGAGGAUCAAAUCAUUGGACCAGUAGACGAGGUGAUGCUCGAUUCCGAGGGACGUUGUGUUGUCCUCGAGUUCCUUGCCUUUGUCCUCAUCGGCGUCUACGUGCCUGCCACCCGAGACGACACCAGGACUGAUUUCCGCAUGGGCUUCAUGAGUGCUCUUGAUGCGAGGAUCCGGAAUCUUGCUGCCAUGGGCAAGCAAGUGGUUCUUGCGGGAGACCUUAACAUCAUACGUACAGAUAUCGACACCGCUGGUUGCGCGGAGCACCUCCGAAAGGAAGGCAUGACCUUGGAGGAUUUCCUCUCCUCCCCUUCAAGGCGCUUCUUCAACCAGCUCGUCUUCGAGGGUCAAGUUAUCGGAGAAAGGGAUGAGGGACGAGAGGAGCCUGUGAUGUGGGAUACCACCCGAUGUUUCCACCCCGACCGACAAGGCAUGUUCACCUGCUGGGAGACCAAGAAGAAUGCCCGGCCUGGCAACUUUGGCAGCCGAAUCGAUUACAUCCUAUGCACGGCCGGCUUGAAAGAGUGGUUUGAGGACGCCGAUAUUCAGGAGGGCUUGCUGGGAUCCGAUCACUGCCCUGUCUACGCGACCCUAGCGGACUGCGUCAGGAAGGGAGGCCAGGGUGUCCAUCUUUCAGACAUGAUGAACCCCGAAGGCAUGUACAAGGAGGGCAAGCGGCUCAGGGAUUGGGACACCAAAGAUCUGCUACCACAGUCAGCGAAGCUGCUGAAUGAGUUCCACCGUCGCCGCAGUAUCAAGGACAUGUUCACAAAGAAGCCCGCUCAACCGACCGUAAAGCGAACUCCGAACCUUCCCACCGGCACCGAGUCCGUCGGCGAAACUGAUGAGCUCCCCAGCACACAGACAUCCAACGUUCCACCAUCUCCGUCCCCUGCCGCCACCCCCAUUCGGCCCUCAGCUUCGUUGACGACGGACUUCAAGUCCCCAAGCAAGACCACAUCCCCAGCGGCUCUUCCCAAACGUAGCGCACCGAGCGUAUCAAGUCGGCCUCAGAAGAAAGCGAAGACGGGGACGGGAAAAGACACAGUCAAGUCUGGUCCGGCGCAGAGCAGCUUGAUGGGCUUCUUCAAGCCCAAGACAUCGGCGCCGAAGGCUAUCGCGGAGGAACAGGGAGAGCAGGAGAAUGGAAAGGCGGCUUCGACUACCAUAUCACAGUCGGACGGUACGAUUGACCAAGACGAGGAGGCAGACGAACCUGCAAAUGGUGGCGAGGGAGACCGCGGGAGGGUGUUUGACCCUGUAGAGUCUAAAGAGUCGUGGUCGAAGCUGCUGGGCAAGAAGAAGGUCGCACCGCUGUGCGAGCACGGCGAGCCCUGCAUCAGCUACGUCGUUAAGAAGGCCGGGAUCAACUGCGGCCGCACAUUCUACAUGUGCUCACGGCCGCUGGGGCCGUCCGGGCAGAAGGAGAAGAAUUCCCAGUGGCGCUGUGCCACCUUCAUUUGGGCGCGCAGCUCGGACUCGAAGGAGGGGGGCACACCGCAGCAGCAGCAGUAG
Messenger RNA from Diaporthe citri, 1920 nucleotides. RefSeq lists its product as uncharacterized. The record is from RefSeq and is a predicted model, not a curated record. The coding region runs from base 1 to 1920 and encodes 639 amino acids. NCBI's taxonomy places the organism in Eukaryota, Fungi, Ascomycota, Sordariomycetes, Diaporthales, Diaporthaceae. Gene Ontology annotation, biological process: base-excision repair. Gene Ontology annotation, molecular function: endonuclease activity; double-stranded DNA 3'-5' DNA exonuclease activity; phosphoric diester hydrolase activity. The transcript has 4 exons. Gene Ontology annotation, cellular component: nucleus.